GCAGUUCGCGGUCAAGGUGGGCUACGACUCCUUCCGGGUCUGGUGCUACGGCCUGUUGACGUGCGUCACCACGGGCCUGGGCGCCGUCCCGUUCCUGUGGGCCCGCCCGAGCGACUUAGAGGACCUGGGAAAACGCUGGCGCUCGCCAACACGGCAGCGGGUGGCACGAUGCUCUCGGCCUCCGUCAGCAUGCUGCUGGAGGCGCACGAGCACUCCGGCGCGUACGAUUGGCAGAUAUUGGCGGGGCUGCUGGUCGGGGUUGUCUUCAUCCGUGCCAGCGAGCAUCUUUCAGGGGGUGCGAGCGAAGACGGGGAAGACGAGGCCGAUGUGGCCGUCCUGCACCAGGCGUUCAUGGACCGUCGGCACAUGCGAAAGGCGCUGCUCAUCUUCACCGUCAUGUUCUGCCACUCGGCCGCCGAGGGCGUGGCGGUGGGGGUGGCCUUCAGCAAGCGGCUGGACGCGCAGUUCGGCAUCUUCAUGUCGCUGCUGCUGGCCGUCCACAACGUGCCAGAGGGCCUCGCGGUGGCGCUGGUGCUGGUGCCCCGGGGGGUCUCCGCGCCCCUGGCGUCCCUGAUCGCCAUACUCACGAGCGUGCCGCAGCCGUUCAUGGCGGUGGCCUCCUUCUUCUUUGUGGACCCGACGCCUUCUCCUGGAUGCUCCCGAUCGGCCUGGCGUUCGCGGCCGGCGCCAUGA
Molecule: messenger RNA, 693 nt
Organism: Prorocentrum cordatum
Lineage: Eukaryota; Dinophyceae; Prorocentrales; Prorocentraceae
Source: the annotation of a GenBank genome assembly